This is a messenger RNA of Morchella sextelata, 399 nucleotides long. RefSeq lists its product as uncharacterized. Lineage: Eukaryota; Fungi; Ascomycota; Pezizomycetes; Pezizales; Morchellaceae. The record is from RefSeq and is a predicted model, not a curated record. The coding region runs from base 1 to 399 and encodes 132 amino acids. The transcript is spliced from 2 exons.
AUGACACUCGGCACCGAAACUAUCGGCCUCCUCCGCCAGAACCUCGACGCGCUGACAUUCAUCCUCUCGCCGGCGCAGCACGGCCGCACGACCGAGGGCGAGCGCAAGACCGCGCUGCACACAGUCCAGGUGACGGCCGAGGCGGGGGCCAAGCUCGCUGAGGCCGUGCAUGUGAAUGCGGUGACGUCGGGCGGACUGGGAACGGGGGUGAGCACACGCGCCGCUGUGGCGGAGACGAUGGAGACGGAGGUUGAGCCGGUCAGGUUGGUUCCGGCGAAGACGGAGGUUGAGCCAAUCAGCGUGGUGUCGGCGAAGACGGCGAGGGUUUGGCCGCAGUAUAUACCGCCGUCGCAGCGGACGAGUACGUCCACAAUUGGAGUUGAUCGCGGCCCCAGGUAG